Molecule: messenger RNA, 213 nt
Organism: Prunus armeniaca (apricot)
Lineage: Eukaryota; Viridiplantae; Streptophyta; Magnoliopsida; Rosales; Rosaceae
Source: the annotation of a GenBank genome assembly
AUGAUUGAGGCUAACAUUCACAAACCAAUCGGUGUGGAAGGCCCUGUGAGAAUAUCGCUGGAUCUCAGGCAAAUUGCGUUGCAAGCUCGGAACGCAGAAUACAACCCCAAGCGUUUUGCCGCCAUCAUUCUUAGAAUAAGGGAACCAAAAACUACAGCGUUGAUUUUUGCCUCUGGGAAGAUGUACCUUGAAGCUGAAAUUUACAACUUUUGA